Molecule: messenger RNA, 1314 nt
Organism: Manis pentadactyla (Chinese pangolin)
Lineage: Eukaryota; Metazoa; Chordata; Mammalia; Pholidota; Manidae
Exons: 5
Coding region: 1-1314 (437 amino acids)
Source: RefSeq, a predicted model, not a curated record
AUGGCGGAGGUAGUCAAGGCCCUCCGCAAGCGACUUUCCUCACUCCCCUUCUUCUUAUCCCUGGAGGAUCGGCCGAAAGAGGCCCCUUUCCUCCCAAGCCUGAGGUUCCAGACCCCGCUUUUCGAUGUGGCCACCAGAGAGCGCAGGCGUGCCGCGCUGGGUAGAAAGCUAGCGCGCCGGACGGGGUGGAAAGGGCGGUGGGUGGCCGGCCGAGGUCGGGAGGGGCGGCGCGAGGGUGGCAACUGCGUCAGGCUUUAUGGCUGUCUGCAACCCGCUGAGUUGCGCACACCCACCAGCGCCGCCAGUAGCCAGUUACCCAGCACUCUAGGCCUAUCUCAGGGUACCCGCAUCCCCUCAGACUCCUCCCUGGCCCUGGGCCUCAAAGUUACCAAGAAAGGGAAGAAUAACACAAGGCUACCUCUUGUGGGCAACCAACUUCCAGUCAGGGGGCUCAAAAGCAUUGCUAGGAGCCCAGAAACCAGGCUCUGGGGACUGGUAAGGCCUUCUCAGGAGGCCAGACCAAACCCCUCCUGCUGCAGAUGGCAAAGCCCAAGGAGAGGCGGGGGAAAUGACUUGCCCAAGGCCACAGAAGUCUCUGGGGACAGAGCCAGACUAGAAGGUGGGUUUCCACCUCCACAAGGGCUCCUGUUCCGGGCUAGAGUCCCCUGUCACCUGGUGGGGCCUGCUCGCUGCCUUUAUUACCGGAAUGGAGCGGGGCAGCCCAGGAGUUGCAGGCAGAACAAGGCAGGGCGGGCGGGGCCGGAUGGGAGCCGGAUCUCCCCGCGGAGCGGCGCACGGCCUCUCCGACCUGUGUGGCGGCGGCGGCGGCGGCGGCGGCGGCGGCAGGUGCCUGCGUGGCGGUCCGGCCAGGCCCCCGGGCGGGUGCUGAGAGGCCGCCCCUGCCUCACGCGAGCCGAACGAACAAAACGCUCAGAGUCCUGGCAGAUGCUGAGAAAAGGCUGGUGGUGGAGGGGCCGAGCCUCAGAGCAGGCGCGGCGCAGGAAGGGGAGGGGUGGCCACUGCGCCCCGCGGCCACCUGCUGCACUGACCGGGCCUGGCGCUCAGUUCUUGUCCACCAGGCUAUGCUGGGUAAAAGGCCAGUUGGGCCCCUCCCGGAGCGCCCUCGGCUGGCCAGACCAGGCCCACCGCCAGACAGCGAGCAGCGACAACCCUCGCCCAGCCGCCGCUGGAGUGGAGAGGCGCAAGCUCCUAGCGCCUAAGUCUCCAACGAGUCUCUGCGGUUCAUCUCGGCCGCUCCCACCAUCUGUCCCUCUCAGAGCGCGCUUGCAAUUUCCUCCCGCAUUGGGGAAAUAA